AUGCAAAGAUUCUCCAGGACUACUGUCGGGCCCAAGAGCACUCGUUGCUUUACUACAAGCAAGAACGAGAUUAGACGUUCAUACCUCUAUGUGCCCUCAUCCUCGGACAAAUUACUGGAAAAGUCACUGACUGUUAAGUCUGAUAUUAUCAUCUACGACCUGGAGGAUAGUGUAUCUCCUGCACCUGCAGACAAGAAAGAUGCAAGGGAUAGACUGCGUACCUUCUUGAAGCGAAAGGACGUCCCACAGGCAGAGCGAGUCGCGAUCCGACUAAACGAUAUCAGCACUCCCUUCUUCCAGCAAGACAUUACGCACAUUCUCCAAUCCCCAUCUGUGCGGACCUUGAUAUUACCAAAGAUCCACUCCGCACAAGACCUCCACUAUGUAUCGCGACAUAUUCACCAAAUCUCUCAGAAGCAUCCUCACGAGACUCCUUUACGGAUUGUUCCCAGCAUCGAAAGUGCUAGGGCUCUAUGGAAUCUUGGGGCUAUUGCGGGUUGGCAAUCAGAACAUGGCGCGUUACAAGGCGGCGCCGUGAGCGGAUUACUUUUUGCAGCUGAAGAUUACUGUGCGGACACGUCCAUCAUCCGAACACGCUCGCGGCAGGAACUGCUAUACACUCGUUCUCAAAUUGCAAUCGCAGCAAAGGCUUUCGGUCUAGAGGCCAUCGACAUGGUUUGUAUACACUACAAAGAUCUUGAAUACCUGAAAGACGAAUGUGAGGAUGGUCGAAGAUUAGGGUUCUCAGGGAAGCAAGCUAUUCAUCCUGCGCAAGUCGAAACCAUACAGAACACGUUUGUACCUACUGCUGAAGAAAUUCUCCGUGCAGCAAAGAUCCUCCGUGGCAUGCAGGUUGCACAUGCAUCCCAGAAAGGCGCCAUUGGUUUGGAUGGUGAAAUGAUCGAUGCACCGAUGAUCAAGCAGGCCACAAAGAUCGUCGAGAUAGCGAAAGAAGCAGGGAUCGAAAUACCCCAAAUCAACUAA
Molecule: messenger RNA, 984 nt
Organism: Lentinula edodes (shiitake mushroom)
Lineage: Eukaryota; Fungi; Basidiomycota; Agaricomycetes; Agaricales; Omphalotaceae
Product: citrate lyase beta subunit
Exons: 9
Coding region: 1-984 (327 amino acids)
Biological process (GO): oxaloacetate metabolic process
Molecular function (GO): catalytic activity; magnesium ion binding
Source: RefSeq, a predicted model, not a curated record